CGCAGCUAAAUGACGUAGUCGUUUGCUCCCGGUAUAAACACAAGCGCCCCGAAAUAAAGCUUUAAAGCCUCUCGGGACGGAUAAACCGAGCCUACCGGUGUCGCGACCUUAGUCGGCUCGGUGCGCCUGGCUGUUGCCGGUGUUUCCCCCGGUAUCGUUCCUUCUUUUCUACCGUUUAUGUUAUAUUAACGCCGGAUUGUCGGUCACUUUUCCCUACACGGGUCCCGGUGCCGCAGCAUCUCUCAACCCGCUUGUUUCUGUGGAUGUUACGGGAAAAGGAAGCGGGAUGGAGUUUCGCUCGGGGCUCUCCCGGUGCUCCGACACGGUGAGGUAACGGGUGCCGGACGGGAUCACACACGCACCAAGCAGCAGAAACCUGUUGCCGGUGACGCAGAGGAUGAAAGGAGCCGCCGUGCUGCUGCUGCUGCUCAGCUGCCGUGCGGCGUUCACUGCCGCCAUGUCCCUGAACGCACCGCGGGACUACCGGACGGACGGUACCGACAGACUGACCACGGCUGUGACAGGUGUGGACGUUGGGCGGCGCCCCCUGCUGGGGAAGACACGCCCCUUUAUCCUGGUGGGUGGAAAGAGGAGGAGCCUCAGCGAAGCCUUACAGGACGGCCACCCAGACAGGCUGCAGUGUGGACUGGAGGUGGGAGGACGUCUCUUCCUGCUGGACCUGGAGAAGAACCACGACCUGCUGCCCAAACCGCCCCACGUCUUCUACUACCUGCCCGACGGCACCGGGGUGUCUGUGAGAGCCGACCCUGUGACUCACUGUUAUUACCAUGGCAACAUCCAAGGAUUCCCUCACUCCAGAGUGGCUCUGAGCACCUGCUCUGGACUCCGCGGCCUCAUUGCCUUCAACUCCACCCUGAGCUUUGAGCUGCAGCCUCAGGAGGACCUCCACCAGCAGUGGGGGGGGGAUGGGAGCGGAGGAGGAGGAGACGAAGAAGGUGGGGUUCACCUGCUGUUCUCCACCAGCCCUCGGGAGGGCGACGCCACUGGGGGCUGCGGGGUCUCCCACGCUGCCGUCCCCCCCCUCCACAGCUCCACUCACGCACACCGGAGGAAGAGAGACAUCCUGUCUGAGACCAAGUACAUCGAGCUGGUGCUGGUGGCAGAUCACCAGGAGUACCUGAACUACCAGAAGAACAAUAAAACCCUCAUCUACCGCAUGCUGGAUGUGGCCAAUCAGGUGGACUGGUUCUACCGGCCGCUGAGCGUACGCGUGGCGCUCACGGGUCUGGAGAUCUGGAGCGACCGCGACAAGAUCCAGGUGGAGAAGAGUCCCACCGACACCCUCAACAACUUCCUGCAGUGGAGGACCAGGGAGCUGUUGCCGCGGCUACGCCACGACAACGCCCAGCUGGUCAUGGGGGAGUCCUUCGACGGCACCACGGUGGGGAUGGCCUCGCAGGCCUCCAUGUGCUCCAGGGACCGGUCCGGUGGAGUCAACGUGGACCACCUGGUCAGCGUGCUCGGCGUGGCGGCCACUGUGGCUCACGAGCUCGGUCACAACCUGGGGAUGAGUCACGACACCGCAGAGCGCCGCUGUUCCUGUCAGAACGAACAGCGCCACGGAGGAUGCAUCAUGGAGCCGUCGACCGGGUUCAUGCCGGGUCAACAGUUCAGCAGCUGCAGCGCUGCAGACCUGUCCGUCAGCCUUCUGCAUGGGGGGGGGAUGUGUCUCUUCAACGUCCCUCAGCCGGACCGCCUGCUGGGGGGACCUCGAUGUGGGAACCUCUACGUGGAGACGGGGGAGCAGUGUGACUGUGGGCUGCUGGAGGAGUGUGAGGACCCCUGCUGCAACGCCUCCACCUGUCAACUUGUUUCUGGAGCUCAGUGUUCAUCUGACGGAAUCUGUUGCCAAGACUGCAAGCUAAGAGCGGCUGGUUCGGUGUGUCGCGAUCCGAUUGGAGAGUGUGACCUUCCAGAGUUCUGCACUGGCUCGUCUCCUUACUGCCCCCCAAACGUCUUCCUGCAGAACGGGGAGCCCUGCGAAGACGACGCUUCCUACUGCUACGAGGGGGUCUGUGCCAGCAUGCUCACCCAGUGCAGGAUGCUGUGGGGACCCAAUGCCACCACUGCUCCACCUGUCUGUUUCUCCUCAGUCAACAAACAAGGAAACAAAUAUGGGAACUGUGGUCAGCUGAGCAACGGCUCCUACAUACCUUGUGGAAACUCCGACAUGCACUGCGGUCGUAUCCAGUGUCGGGGCGGGAGGGAGCGCCCCCUGCUGGGCACCAACGCAGAGAUCCUCACCACCACGGUGCGCUUCAACCACAGCGACCUGGUCUGCAGGGGAACCUUCUUCCACCUGGGGGACGACGUGUCGGACCCCGCCACCGUGGCCCAGGGCACCUCCUGCGGCCCCGGCAAGGCGUGUUUGAACCAGAAGUGUCAGGACGUGUCCGUGUUCCAGGUGGAGGAAUGUCGCAGGAAGUGCAACGGUCACGGGGUGUGUAACAGCAACAAGAACUGCCACUGCGAGACGGGCCGGGCGCCACCUGACUGCAGGUACUCGGGUCACGGGGGCAGCGUGGACAGUGGACCGGCCCGAGCUGCUGGAGGGUCUGACCCAGUACGAGCGGCACUGCUCGUCAUCUUCCUCUUCGUCCUGCCCUCACUGCUCCUCUUCCUCGUGCUGCGCUGCCCUCGUUUCCGUCAGAAGUUCCUGUGUGUGUGUGUGGGAGGCCAGACGCACAAAGGCCGCCAACACAACCGGACGCCGGUGAUGGAGCGAGUGGACGGACGGAACGGAGAGCAGGUCCGACCUCUCAGGUACCACCUGAACCCCCCCACCGACAUACCGCUGACCCCGCCCACCAAAGAGGGCCAUGACAGACCCGCUAAGCCACUCCCCCCUGACCCCGCCUUAAAACCCCCGCCGCAGGUUGCUGUUCCACUCAAACCCGUGGUGCCGGUGAAGCCCCGCCUCCUGCCGCCACCGUCCAAGCCCAACAUCCCCCCCCACCCCAACUACGCCGCCACCAAACCACCGCAUCACCGAGCCCCUUGCAACAGACAAGCUCCUCCUCUUCUACCCCAUCAACCAUCAAACCCUCACAGAGUGGAAACGUCUCCUCUCUGAGGAGUCUACCUAGAGAACCAGAUGAUGAAGAUGAGGAUGACUUCAUUACCUAAUUUGCACGCAUUUGUUGGAUUCUCACCUCAUCCUUCACGAUCUAAGACUGUAGAACGUGCCUUGGUCAGCAGCACCUCCGCUCAUUGUGUUGACUCAGGGGAAGUGAAGAACCGUCCUAUGACCAGCAGCAAAAGGGUCCUCUGUCCACAGGACUACUACGGUCUACAGGACCCUCUAUAGGACUCUACCGGACCUUCUAUAGGGUCUACAGGACCCUCUAUAGGACCUACAGGACCCUCUAUAGGACUCUACCGGACCUUCUAUAGGGUCUACAGGACCCUCUAUAGGACCUACAGGACCCUCUAUAGGACCUACCGGACCCUCUAUAGGACUCCAGCGGACCUUCAAUAGGACUGUACCAGAGCUUCUAUAGGACUCUACCGGACCUUCUAUAGGGUCUACAGGACCCUCUAUAGGACCUACAGGACCCUCUAUAGGACUCUACCGGACCUUCUAUAGGGUCUACAGGACCCUCUAUAGGACCUACAGGACCCUCUAUAGGACCUACCGGACCCUCUAUAGGACUCCAGCGGACCUUCAAUAGGACUGUACCAGAGCUUCUAUAGGACCUACCGGACCUUCUAUAGGACCUACAGAACCUUCUAUACGACCUACAGGAACUUCUAUAGGACUCUACCGGACCCUCUAUAGGACCUACCGGACCCUCUAUAGGACUCCAGCGGACCUUCAAUAGGACUGUACCAGAGCUUCUAUAGAACCUACAGGACCCUCUAUAGGACCUACAGGACCUUCUAUAGGACCUACAGGACCUUCUAUAGGAUUCUAGCGGACCUUCUAUAGGACCUACAGGACCCUCUAUAGGACUCUACCGGACCUUCUAUAGGACCUACAGGACCCUCUAUAGGACCUACAGAACCUUCUAUACGACCUACAGGACCCUCUAUAGGACUCUACCGGACCUUCUAUAGGACCUACAGGAUCCUCUAUAGAACCUACAAGAUCCUCUAUAGGACCUACAGGACCUUCUAUGGGACUUUUUAGAUAGCGGUUAAAUAGACCAAUGACAUCAUCAUAGAAUUAAUCUUCUUCUUCUUCAUGAAGUCAACGUGUAUUAAACAGGUUUUGAAAUCGUGGAACAAAUCUUCACCAAAAGUGAAGAUCAGAAAAGACUUGGAUCUUGGAUCCACCCGAAGGUUCAAAGGUUCUGACUAACUGUUCAGACCCGAGAGUUAGAGAAUAAAGCAGAAAUAUUUUGGAGAAUAUAUAACUUUUUUGGAAAGUAUGAUCAACAUUAUGAAUUUAUUUUUGUAAUAAAAAUGCAGACUAUAUUUAGAAAAAAGAUUACUUUCACCAAAAUAUCAAUACCUUUUUAUUGUAAUAUUGAAUAUCUCAGCACUUUAAAUAUUAAUCACAUUCAUUCUGUUACAUCAUUACAAUAUUUUUCACUUAUUACUUUACAUUUUUCAGCUGGUCUUUCUAAAUGGAUUAUUAUUAUUAUUAUUAUUGUUCUUUUUGGUGAAGUGUUUUACUCUUUAAAGUGAGAACUGGUUAUCAGUCCUCUACUCGUCUGUUUUUGCAAAAUCUGGUGGGUUUUUUUCUUGUUUUUUUUCUUAGAGACGAAGAAUAAUGUUUGUAAAGUUAUGCCAAAGAAAAUAUAUAUUGCUUUUAUUUUGAAGGAGAUCCUUUUCUUUUCCAUUUUUGCAGAUCUCAACAAAUAACGUUGAUGCACUGAACAAAACGAGGAGGUUUUAAACGGACAAUAACUAAAUAAAAAGUUCUGGAAAAAAAAGUUCAGUUAUCUUUAAAUACUCCUUAGUUGUACUUAAUGUACUUAGUUCACAGUAAAGACCUUUAAAGCAUCUUUUAGGUCACAUUCGUUCACUGCAGAAAAAUGUUUUUUAAACUGCGUAGUAGCAGGAAGCAUGUAGAGGAAGUCCCGCCCACAGGAAGUGAUGUCACUAUGCCUCUUGUUUUGGGGGGGGGGGGGAAAUGAAUGUGUUCACCCAACAAUCCUUAAAGAGUUAAAUAGCAAACAGGUCUGAUCAUUCAUACCUAUUGAUUGGUAAUUGAUUGAUUGCUCAUCGUGGAAACGUCCUUAAUAAAAACAAAGGUUUCUAACUCC
This is a messenger RNA of Pungitius pungitius (ninespine stickleback), 5231 nucleotides long. RefSeq names its product ADAM metallopeptidase domain 15 (gene adam15). Gene Ontology annotation, biological process: integrin-mediated signaling pathway; innate immune response; proteolysis. Lineage: Eukaryota; Metazoa; Chordata; Actinopteri; Perciformes; Gasterosteidae. Gene Ontology annotation, molecular function: metalloendopeptidase activity; integrin binding. The record is from RefSeq and is a predicted model, not a curated record. The transcript has 23 exons. The coding region runs from base 398 to 3094 and encodes 898 amino acids.